UAUCUAUACUAUCACGAAUAUGUGGCGCCAAACCAGUCUGCUUCUUCUGGUUCUCCUCCUGAGUGCCAACCAGUGUGUAAACUGCCAGUGUGUACCGGGAGACACAUGCAAAGCGCCGGACUGCCGCUGCUGGGACGACCCAUCAAUCCCCGGAGGUCUGACAGCGGCCGAAACGCCUCAAGUCGUCCUAAUUUCGUUCGAAUACACCGUGAAUAAGGGCAAUGUUGAUCUCUAUACAAAACUGCUUAAAGAUUCUCCAACCACUAUGAAGGAAGCAAGUCGCCGUUCGUGCUGUACAUAGACCCACUGUGGCUGUCUGUAGACUACCAAUAUGAAGGGACAAGGCAGUUUGUGGAGUUUGUCCGUUCUGGAUUUGGAGACACGUGGUUUUUGACUACCCAACAAUCUCUGGCCUGGAUCAAGGAACCAGUGACGUCAGACAAAGCCAUAGACUUCAAGUCUUGGGGAUGUUCGUGAGGUCAUUGUUCCAUAUGGUCACGUGAUUUUAUUUCGUGAAAUGAUAGUAGUGAACGUGCGUUUUUAGGAAAAAUUUCAUCACAGUCAAUGAAGGAAUGAAGCUCUU
Messenger RNA from Aplysia californica (California sea hare), 583 nucleotides. RefSeq names its product chitin deacetylase 7. The record is from RefSeq and is a predicted model, not a curated record. Gene Ontology annotation, biological process: carbohydrate metabolic process. Lineage: Eukaryota; Metazoa; Mollusca; Gastropoda; Aplysiida; Aplysiidae.